AUGAAGAAAGAGGUACCCUUCGAGUGGGAUGAAUCGUGUAGGAAUGCUUUUACAAGCAUCAAGGCGUAUCUCAUGAAUCCCCCAAUGCUGGCUGCGCCCAUUCCAGGAAAACCAUUGAUUCUCUAUAUUUCCGCUCAAGAACGGUCGGUUGGGGCCUUACUUGCUCAAGAAAAUGAUGAAGGUAAGGAGAAUGCACUGUAUUACUUGAGCCGGAUGAUGACAUCUAAUGAGUUGAACUACUCACCCAUCAAGAAGUUGUGUUUGGCACUUAUAUUUGUCAUUCAGAAGUUGAAACAUUACUUUCAAGCACACACUAUUCGACUCAUAUCUAAGUCUAAUCCCAUUAAAUAUGUCAUGGCAAAACCUGUACUGUCUGAUCGACUCGCCAGAUGGUACCUCCAGUUUCAACAGUUUGAAAUUAUUUACUUACCUGCGAAGGCUGUCAAAGGACAAAUAUUGGCAGACUUUUUAGCCGAUCAUCCCCUACCUGCCGAGUGGGAGUUGACUGAUGAACUUCCCGAUGAAGAAGUGUUUAUGGUCGAAUCGUCGUGGUCAAUGUAUUUCGAUGGAGCUGCUCACCGUGAUGGAGCUGGUGCGGGAGUUGUCUUUUAUACUCCUGAAGCAGAUAUAUUGCCAUACUCUUUCACUUUAACACGCCGGUGUUCCAACAAUGUGGCUGAAUAUCAGGCGUUGAUUCUCGGUCUUGAAACGGCUGUAGACAUGAAGCAGUUGCAUCUUAGAGUCUAUGGUGCUUCAAAAUUGGUGGUAAAUCAACUUCUUGGUGUUUAUGAUAUCAAGAAACCCGAAUUGGUCCCAUAUUAUAAGUAUGCAAGACAACUCAUGGGAUAUUUAGGCAAUGUUACUAUAGAACAUAUCCCUAGAAAUUUCAACCAACAAGCUGACUCUUUGGCAAGGGUGGCGUCCAUGAUCACUCUACCUUCUCAUCGAAAUCAAAUUUCAGUAUGCCAAAAUUGGGUCAUACCUCCGAUGUUUGAUGAAGAAGAUGAUGGUGAGGAAGAAAAUACUUAUCAUAUUUUUGUCCAUAAGAUCGAAAAGGAGGAUUGGCGUCAUCUCAUAGUAGAUUACCUUAAUCAUGGGAAGUUACCAGAAGAUCCCAAGAAAAGGGUUGAUAUACGUCGUCGAGCGCCACGUUUCAUUUACAACAAAGGGACGCUUUACCGAAGAUCAUUCGAUGGGGUGUUUCUACGAUGUCUUGAGGAAGAUGAGGCCAUGCAAGCAAUAGAAGAGGCUCACUCUGGGAUAUGUGGUGCUCACCAAUCUGGCCCAAAAUUACACUUUCGCAUUAAAAGAAUGGGAUACUACUGGCCAACAAUGGUGAAGGACUGUAUCGAUUUUGCUAGAAGAUGUCAAGCUUGUCAAUUCCAUGGCAAUUUCAUCCGUCAACCUCCUGAACCAUUGCAUCCAACUGUAGCUUCUUGGCCGUUCGAUGCUUGGGGUUUGGAUAUAGUUGGACCGCUUCCAAAAUCUUCCGGAGGACACAUUUUUAUUUUGGCAGCGACGGAUUAUUUCUCAAAGUGGGCCGAAGCGGUUCCUCUAAGAGAGGUCAAAAAGGAGAAUGUAGUGGAUUUUAUCCGUUCGCACAUCAUUUAUAGAUAUGGGGUCCCGCGUUAUAUCAUCACCGAUAAUGUUCUUCCACUUGAGUGUCAAAUACCUUCGCUAAGAAUUGCAAUUCAAGAAGGGUUCAGUGGAGAAGAUAAUGUUCGUCUUCGCCUUGAGGAAUUAGAAGCACUCGACGAAAAGAGAUUGGAAACUCAGCAGCGGAUUGAGUGCUAUCAGGCUCGACUUUCAAAGGCAUUCAAUAAGCACGUCCGACCGCGCUCUUUCCAGAUUGGAGAGUUAGUACUCGCCGUUCGGAGACCGAUCAUUCUCACUCAUGGGGGACAAAGAAAGUUUACUCCUAAACGGGAUGGUCCAUAUGUUAUUCGAGAAGUGUAUACAAAUGGCUCAUACAAGUUGGUUGCGGAGGAUGGAUUAAGGGUUGGCCCCAUCAAUGGCAAGUACCUAAAAAGGUACUAUGCAUAA
Coffea arabica (coffee) is the source of this 2043-nucleotide messenger RNA. The record is from RefSeq and is a predicted model, not a curated record. NCBI's taxonomy places the organism in Eukaryota, Viridiplantae, Streptophyta, Magnoliopsida, Gentianales, Rubiaceae.